UCACAGACAUCACAAGCUGAUGUUCAACACUCGCACAUAAUACCGGGAGCUGAAGGAGGACAAGUGACAAUGCAGAAAACCUGGAAGAGUAUGAAACACAGUUAUUUGGCUUUACACCCAAGUCAUUUGUAUCAGGAAUUUACAAUUCAGUUGGUGACUGUUUCAUGGAAGUCUUAAAAGCCAUUGAGGAAAACAUUGCAGAAAAUUAUGCAGACGUCAUAACCAAAGAAGAAUUAUCUCUGAAGAUGAGAAACAUUUCCAAGCACAUAGUCGCACAAAUUGACAAGGCAUUUGACAUUCUGGAAGUAUAUCUUACAACAAAUAUAUUUCGGAUCCCGCACAAUAUGGUUUUACCCGAGGAUCAAAUACAGAUGGACAGCCCUGUGUCUCAAGAUGAGUUAGUAGAAGUUCAGGAGAAGAUUGCUUUGGCAACGAAGAAAAUCCUUGCUGUCAAACUUGCCAAUGCUAUUUUGAAGAAGAGACUGCAAGACAUAAUGUAUCUUCAGGAAACGUUUGAUAAUCUACUUCAAGAAUUACAGGCAGCAAAAAGUGAAGUGACAAAGGAAAGGGUGUGUGGCAUCAAGGACACAAUAAGAUAUUGUGCAUCCAAGAUUCUUGGGUCCAUUUCUGCUAUGGAGGAGUUAAAAGACAGCAAUCUGCAUGUCGACAGCAAAUAUAUUAAGGCCAUUAUUACAUUUCUUGAGGAAAAGUCAGAACCCGAGAGGGAAAAGAUCAGCAAUUUGGAGUGAACUUUUUCCACCACAAAGAUAUAUGUGCUUUGAAAACAGCAAAAACAGUUAUAAAUUAUUGUUACGGUUUCAGCUUAAGACUGCUAAGCUUUUCAAUAAACAAAUCACAAUUGAA
Pomacea canaliculata is the source of this 864-nucleotide messenger RNA. RefSeq lists its product as uncharacterized. The transcript has 7 exons. Lineage: Eukaryota; Metazoa; Mollusca; Gastropoda; Architaenioglossa; Ampullariidae. Bases 165 to 749 code for a protein of 194 amino acids. Gene Ontology annotation, cellular component: chromosome, centromeric region; nucleus. The record is from RefSeq and is a predicted model, not a curated record. Gene Ontology annotation, biological process: kinetochore assembly; mitotic cell cycle; mitotic sister chromatid segregation.